This is a messenger RNA of Pieris brassicae (large cabbage white), 1414 nucleotides long. RefSeq names its product AP-3 complex subunit sigma-1 (gene or). The transcript is spliced from 6 exons. Gene Ontology annotation, cellular component: AP-3 adaptor complex; intracellular membrane-bounded organelle; membrane coat. Gene Ontology annotation, biological process: Golgi to vacuole transport; intracellular protein transport. Bases 155 to 730 code for a protein of 191 amino acids. Lineage: Eukaryota; Metazoa; Arthropoda; Insecta; Lepidoptera; Pieridae. The record is from RefSeq and is a predicted model, not a curated record.
GGUAUGCGUUCUGUGGAAACUGGAAAGCAAACCAAUUUUUUGUGCUUGUUUUCGAUGUUCACAAAUUUAAUCUUUUACUAUUAAAUAGUUAUUUAUAAUUUACUCAUCUUUAUUAUAGUUUAACUAUUAAUUUUAUAACAAGUGUAGUGUUAAGAUGAUCAAAGCUAUAUUAGUCUUUAAUAACCAUGGAAAACCGAGAUUAUCAAAAUUCUAUCAGUAUUUCAACGAAGAUAUGCAACAACAGAUAAUAAAAGAGACGUUUCAGCUGGUAUCAAAGAGAGAUGACAAUGUCUGCAACUUCUUAGAGGGUGGAAGCCUUAUCGGGGGUUCAGACUACAAAUUGAUAUACAGGCAUUAUGCAACACUGUAUUUUGUGUUCUGUGUCGACUCGUCGGAGAGUGAACUCGGCAUUUUAGAUUUGAUUCAGGUAUUCGUCGAGACGUUGGACAAAUGUUUUGAAAAUGUCUGUGAGUUGGACUUGAUAUUUCACGCUGACGCCGCCCAUCAGGUGUUGGAUGAACUGGUUAUGGGCGGGAUGGUGUUACAGACGAACAUGGCGGAUAUAUUGUGCAGAUUGCACGAGCAGAAUAAGAUGCAAAAGGCCGAGGCGGGAAUCUCGGCGGCACCCGCCAGGGCUGUGUCAGCUGUUAAAAGCAUGAAUUUACCACAACAGUUGCGGGAUAUGAAAUUGCCAGAUCUACCCCAGGCCAUCAAGGAUUUGAAAUUCUGACCUAUGCAGCAGGCGUAUUCCAAAACGCCGGUUGCGUUAGCAACGAAUAUUUUAACAUCGAUCUACCCGCAAAACGACAAAUAUCAAAAUAUACAACAGGAUUUCAAAUUUUUCGGAUCGGAAACACUAAGUACCCGAUUUUCGGAGACGUUUUCUGAAAAUUAUCAACAGACGGAUGGACUACAUUUUCCCAACUAUGAAAGUAAUAAUUUGGGGUAUCAAGACUUAAGAGGAAGUUCGUUUGAGAAGAAGAAGAAGAAGAAAAAGAAAAGUAAACGUUAAUGUGGCAACUAUCCUCAUUUAGGUUCAUUAUAUUGAUUUAAUUCUCUUUAAGUUGUUGUACCUUCAUUCCAAGAUAAAAAUAAAUAUAGUUGAUUCCGAAAGUCUGACUUUCAAAACUUUUCGUGUUUUGAGCAAUGGGUUCAUUGCUUCCAUAUUAAACACACUACCCUACAUUUUUGUUGGCUAAUAUUGUGUGAAGUUUAAUGCGGGUACACAAAUAUUAUAAAUAUUUUCCACUACCCACAUUACAUUUUAAACUACAAGAGUAUAACACGAGUAGGUACUUAUUGGAUUUAAACUCGGAUUUAAAUUCGAGAACAACUUUUAACCAUCCAAAUGUUUGUUGAUAAAAAAAGGUCUACCUUCAAAUACGUUUAAAAAUUAUAUUUUAUGUGCAAGGUU